This is a messenger RNA of Acyrthosiphon pisum (pea aphid), 597 nucleotides long. RefSeq names its product craniofacial development protein 2-like. The coding region runs from base 1 to 597 and encodes 198 amino acids. The transcript has a single exon. The record is from RefSeq and is a predicted model, not a curated record. Gene Ontology annotation, molecular function: catalytic activity. NCBI's taxonomy places the organism in Eukaryota, Metazoa, Arthropoda, Insecta, Hemiptera, Aphididae.
AUGCCUCGGGAUAGAUUAUUUGGUAAAAAGACUGGAAAACGGAAUUCGGAAUUAUUUUGUGGCACUUGGAAUGUACGGACUUUAUAUAAGCAAGGAGCAGCAUUGAAUUUAGUAAGAGUAGCAGAGAAGUAUAAAAUCAGAUGCAUAGCCCUUCAAGAAGUGAGGUGGGAAGAUGCAGGGUCUAGUAAAAUAUCUCAGACAACCAUCAUAAACGGAAGUAGUGCACAAGGACAUAGGUUAGGGACUGGUUUCGCGAUUCAUGAAUCAAUAAUUCACAUGGUGAAGGAUUUUAAGGAUAUUAGUCCAAGAAUCUCCACAUUAACACUAAAGACCAGAGAUUUUCAAAUAGUCCUAAUUAAUGCCCAUGCACCAACAGAAGAAAAAGACGAUGAAGAAAAGGAAGAGUUUUAUUCUACACUAGAAGACGUAAUGGAUACAGGAGUUGGUGAUGUAAAAAUAGUUCUAGGAGAUUUUAACGCAAAAAUCGGUAAGGAAGCGCUGUAUAGAACGGUGAUUGGGACACAUAGCCUACAUGAAACCUCGAAUGACAACGGUAUGAAGCUGAUCAGUUUUGCAGUAGAAAAGGACUUAGUGUAA